GAUGCAGCUAUCUCAUCUCAUACGUAAUAGUCUUGAUAUAUUAUGAUGUUCGUAUUGUCAUAAUAUUCGACUAAGGAUAUGUAACGCCCUGAAAUCUGGCCCAAAAGAAUUAAUUAAAUUGUUAGAGCAAUUGAUUACGAAUUGGGCCUAAAAAGGGGUUAAAACUAUAAUUUGGAUUCUAAGCCCAACUUUUGUGUCAUCUCGUAGGAAAUAUUUUUGUGAUCGCGUCGGUUCAGACGGCUCGCGAAUCGGAGUUAUGGAGCUCAUGUUAUGACCAUUUAAUCAGAAUGAGUCAAGAAUCGACCCACGGUCAGUACGUUCCGGAGCCGGAGCACGUGAGCGUGCACACGGUGAACACCGAAGGUUCGAGUUUCACGCCUCCGGGUGACGGAGGGCAACAGCAGAAUCAACCUGAGCCGGCGGGACAGCCACCAGCUGUACCACCGCCAGUCGUACCACCUCCAGUGAUGCCACCGUUGGCGAUACCGCCGGUGGCCUACGAGCAGAUGUUCCCGGCCAUGAUGGCCCAUUAUAUGCAGCACAUGGCGCAGCUUAUGCCCAUGUUCCAGCCACCACCACAGCCGCAGCCGCGCAUCGUUACCUUCAAGACGUUGAAGGAUAAUGGAGCGGAAGAAUUUCGAGGAGACAAGAUGGGGGAGCCCCAGAUUGCCUUGGAUUGGCUUGAGCAGAUGGACCGGGUACUCAAGAAUUUGAGAGUCCCAGAUGCUGAUCGCUCGGAGUGGGCAUCACAGAUGUUCCGGAAGGGAGCAUAUGAUUGGUGGAAGCGCGUUGACCAGGAUCCACACACGCCCAAGCCAUGGACCUGGGAUCGCUUUGAUCGAGCCUUCACGAAGGAGUACGUCCCCACCCGGUACCGCGAGGAGAGGCGCGAUGAGUUUGUUGCGCUUAAGCAGGAGGGGAUGUCACUGCCUGAACUGAGACAGAAGUUCGACUACCUGUCCCAGUAUGCGACGAGUCUGGUCUCCACUCCGGAGGAUCGUUUGAAUGAGUUCGUCAAGAAGCUACGGGCGGACUUGAGGCCGUACGCCGCGCUGAUCACGACGACAGAUUUUAAUGCGGCGUAUGAUUUGAUUGUGAAGACGGAAAAGAGCUUGGACGAUUUGCAGGCAACCAAGAAGGAGGAUCGAGCGACGAAAGACCCGCGACCCGCGGCCAGCACCGGGCCGAGCGGAAAGAGUUUUGGAUCCGGGGGAAAGAGGUACGAGAAGGGUUCUUCGAGUGCGCCGCCGCCUAAGAGGAGUAAGUCGAGGCCGUCUCCGUCGGCCGCCGCUAGCAACUCGAUCCGAACGAGGAGCCACCCGCAGUGUGUACAGUGUGGUAGGCAUCACCUGGGCGAGACUAGUGUGUGUUGGAUGUUUGACUUAGUCUCAUAGUCAAUGACGGUGUGUUCGCAUCCGCACAUGGGCAGAUAUUAUCUGGAGAUAAUAGGAUGCCGGACUGACCCAUCCU
Messenger RNA from Cuscuta campestris, 1470 nucleotides. NCBI's taxonomy places the organism in Eukaryota, Viridiplantae, Streptophyta, Magnoliopsida, Solanales, Convolvulaceae. The record is from the annotation of a GenBank genome assembly.